This is a messenger RNA of Orcinus orca (killer whale), 4266 nucleotides long. RefSeq names its product transmembrane protein 242 (gene TMEM242). The transcript is spliced from 4 exons. NCBI's taxonomy places the organism in Eukaryota, Metazoa, Chordata, Mammalia, Artiodactyla, Delphinidae. Bases 82 to 429 code for a protein of 115 amino acids. The record is from RefSeq and is a predicted model, not a curated record.
GCGGAACCUUUCUCCUCCGCCUAGCUCUCGCUUCCACCCGGUCCCAGUUGGCGCCGGACGCAGUAGUGGAGGCUUAUAAACAUGGAGACAGAGGAUACUGGGACUGGAGAGCCGUCUUCUCGGCUGGGGGCUCCGGCGUCCACUAAUGACCGGCUUUUCGUGGUUAAAGGUGGAAUUUUCCUUGGUACUGUUGCUGCAGCGGGAAUGCUGGCUGGAUUUGUUACAACGCUAUCAUUGGCUAAAAAGAGAAGUCCUGAAUGGUUCAAUAAGGGAAGUGUGGCCACGGCUGCCUUACCGGAGAGCGGGGCUUCCCUUGCCUUGCGAGCCCUGGGGUGGGGCUCACUUUAUGCCUGGUGUGGGGUUGGUGUGAUCAGCUUCGCAGUCUGGAAGGCCUUAGGAGUUCACAGUGCAUUGUGCCAGACAUUUUAGACAUAGCAGAUUAUUUAAUCCUCACAACAACUAUGAAGUAGGUGUUAAUAUCCCCCAUUCUGUAAAUGAGGAAAUAGGGACUCAGGUUAAGUCACACGGCUUGUAAUUGGCAGAGUCAAGAUUUGAAGCUAAGUCUGAUGGUCUGCAGAACCUGGUUCGUUUUCAAUUUUACCUCCCUUAGCUAAGGUGGGAAAUAAAGGAGUAGGUGGAAGGGGCAAGGGGAAGGAGGUAGUGAAUCUGGUUUUGACUGUGGAAUGAUCCACACAGUCUUAAUCAUUUGACAGGUUUUACUGGGUAUCUUCAGUGUGGACCUCCCAACAUCACAAUUGACUUCAUUCUCGUAUAGGACCAGCCAUUCUUUUUUCAUAUGAGAGCAAUUAUUUGAAAACAAAUAGAAAAGAUUGGGAGGAAAUAUGUUUGGUGAUAAUAUGUGAAAGAAUUAUGGGCAUGUGGGUGAGUUUUGUAUUUUACUUUUCUGUGUAAUUCUUAAAUAUGUAUUGCUUUGACAAUAAUACUGCUUUUUUAAAAAUAGUCCUAGAUUUUAUUUUUAUUAAUUUAUGCUGACUAUAAAGCACAACUGCCUAGGAGUACACAAAACUUCCUUGACUACAUAUGAAAUCUGCUUUGGGGGAGGGGCAUGCAAAUAAUAAUAAAGUUAUUAAGCUUUUGGUUUCUAUCAAAAUGACGGUCUGUUAGUACUUCACAUUGAGUGCAUGGAAUUGAUAGGUAAUGUUUCUAGAGUUUAGUAAUGUAGGUCAUAAAUUGAGUAGUAAAGUUUUAAGGUAUUUGAAAAUAUGAACAGUCUUUGAUUUAGAAGAGUCAUAAUGAAUCCAUCCAAAUUUUCAUAGACCAACAAAAUUAGGUUAUUUAAAUUAUAUGCUUGAGAACUUGGGCUUUAUGGGCUAGACUGUGCUAUUUUAGUUUCUAGAAUGUGAAAGUUUUUGUAUUAUGGCACUGAUAAGAGGAUUAUUACCUAAAUAAAAUAUUUGGGGGUGGGAUUCUUUUCUGAUUGGCACUAUUGAAUGUAUGGAGACUUGGAAUCCUUUUGUAUUGCAUCUUCAUGUCUUUAACCAAAAAGAGAGAAUGCAAAUAACCUCUCCCUACCGGUAAGUCAUUAGGCAUAUCAGUUUGAUUUCCACAUCUGAGAAGUCUCACAGAAAAAUGAACCCACUGAUACUUUUUUAGGACACAUCUUUUAAAAGCAGUCGUGUUUAUUAAUUUGUUUAUUCAAAAGACAUUUGUGGGCCUACCCUGAGCCUGGCACUGAACUAAGACAGCACUCCCCAGUGGACUGUUAGUAUAUAAGGCAUAGGUUUUUAAGCGUUAUGGGUGACUUUCCAAGGAAAUUCUUAUUAUAUGACCCUGCCCUGAGGCUUGUGGAGAGCAAUGUGGUAUAUUUCGGUUCUGCAUUUAGAGAGUUGUUUGUUUGUUUUUUUAAUUAAUUUAUUUUUUUUUUAUUUUUGGCUGUGUUGGGUCUUUGUUGCUCCGUGCGGGCUUUCUCUAGUUGGCGGUGAGCGGGGGCUACUCUUCGUUGCAGUGCACGGGCUUAUCAUUGUCGUGGCUUCUCUUGUUGCGAAGCACGGGCUCUAGGUGUGUGGGCUUCAGAAGUUGUGGCACGUGGGCUCAGUAGUUGUGGCUCACGGGCUUAGUUGCUCUGCAGCAUGUGGGACCUUCCCGGACCAGUGCUCGAACCCAUGUCCCCUGCGUUGGCAGGUGGAUUCUUAACCACUGUGCCACGAGGGAAGCUCUGCAUUUAGAGAGUUUUGAUGAGGUUGCCGAUUCCAGUGAUGAACUUUUUUUUGCGGUACGCGGGCCUCUCACUGUUGUGGCCUCUCCCGUUGCGGAGCACAGGCUCCGGACGCGCAGGCUCAGCGGCCAUGGCUCACGGGCCCAGCCGCUCUGCGGCAUGUGGGAUCUUCCCGGACCGGGGAACGAACCCUUGUCCCCUGCAUCGGCAGGCGGACUCUCAACCACUGCGCCACCAGGGAAGCCCCCAGUGAUGAACUUUUAUCGCUGUUUACUUCCUCUCAUUAGGAAAUGUCAUGUGUCUAUAAGGAAUGAAAAGUUUUAGUCAAAAAAUGUUGCGCAAAAAUGGUUGCGGUCUGUGCUCUCAGUAAGUAAUUGAGAUGAUCAUUCUAGAUAAAUGCAUGUAAAUCAGAAUGAAUCCAGUGUCAAAAUAGUUGAAUUGUAUUAAAUCUCCAGUGUAAACCAGUUCCAUAGAAAAGGGUGCCAUCUAGUGGCUGACCAAGAGCAGCUUGCAUUCCCUAUUUUAAUUCACAGCUACAUCUGCUGGCUGAAAAGGCUUAAAGCAAAGCUCUUCAGUUUAUUAGAAAUGUUUUGGAUUUACUCUUUGUUUAUUCAUAAUUAGUGCAGAAUUUCAUUCGCAUGGAACAUGUUUAAUACAUCAGAUAUAAAUAAAAAAUUUUAAUUUACACAGUGGUAGAUCAUUUAAUCAGAGGUUCCAAAAAAGGAGAGCUAGUGGAAGCUAUCCUGUCAGCCAACUGUAGCAGAUCAGGCUGCCCGGGAUUUAAAGUGGCACCCUGCCUGCCUUAGCGUAGGAAUCAGUGCAGGUCCAGCCUGGCAUCGCCACACCAGCUCCACCCUGCUGACCAGCCAUGGGCAUGGCCUGAUUGCUCAGAAUGGGUUCAUCACUUACUUUGAAUUAUGGUAUUUUAUCAUGUGUUACGAUGGAGGCAGCAUUAAUUUUAUAACAGGAACUGAAUUGUGAAAAGAAUGAACAUUCACUAUGGGUUCACGGUUCCCUACUGCAGCUGUGCACGUGAUCCUGGUGCAUUCGGGCCAUGUGAGUGCACAACAUGGUGAUGUGAUUAGAUUGUUUAUUAGGGCAGAUGUUUUAAGUUUAGAGAAUAGUGGAGAUAAAUGCUCUUCAGGCAGUAAGGGCGUUAUUGAUACUAACUGGUAAUCCCCCAGUUGUCAAAAGAAAAAAACAUGCCACCUAUAGUUAUUUACAUGUUAAAACUUUACCUUUUAUUAUUUAUAGUAGGUAUUGAGCAAGAGGUUGAGCAUAUUUAUGGUUAGGCUGUCUUGUUUUUUUUUUCUUCCCUUUGAAGGAAAAACAUAAGGUGUAUAAAAAAUUCCUGAUAGAUAUGAUUGGAAUCGCUAUAGCUUUUUAUGCCUAAUGGACCCGUGUUCUGCAUUUGUUUGAAGUUAUCUCAAAAUACUGGUCAGAAUCACCCACUGCUAACAUUUACUGUGGUUGUGUUAGAAUAUAUUCAUGAUACCUGGCGUAGUUAAAUUUGCAUGUCAUUUAUAGUUGUCUUCACAGGAGCUAAAACAUUGAUAGAAAUAAAACCAUGAAUGGAAACAUUCUCAGUUAUUGUAAAAUACUUUAAAUUGUCCAGAGAUUUAAAUUUUAAAAUUAACUCUUAUAAAUGGAGGGUUUUUUUAACCAUGGGAUAAGAGGUAUUUGUUUUUAUUUACAUAUAUUGGUGUUUAUUUUCAAAGAAAAAAUAUAUUUAGGACCUACUUUUUUAAACAAAAAUGGGUUUUUAAAUUUAUUUAUUUAUUUGUUUGUUGGCUGCAUUGGGUCUUCGUUGCUGCGCAGGCUUUCUCUAGUUGCGGCGAGUGGGGGCUACUCUUCGUUGUGGUGUGCGGGCUUCUCAUCGCGAUGGCUUCUCUUGUUACAGAGCAGAGGCUCUAGGCUCGUGGGCUUCAGUAGUUGUGACUCGUGGGCUCUAGAGUGCAGGCUCAGUAGUUGUGGCGCACGGGCUUAGCUGCUCGGCCGUAUGUGGGAUCUUCCUGGACCAGGGCUCGCACCCGUGUCCCCUGCAUUGGUAGGUGGAUUCUUAACCACUGUGCCAUCAGGGAAGCCCAUGG